UAUCACCCCCAUCCUCGCCCAACUCCACUGGCUCGGUUGCAAUUUGGAUGUCUACCUCUGGAGGUCGGCUCCCCUGUUGUUUCCUAUUGCUCUGCAGCUCAUUUCAUUUGGAAGCUAAACCCAUGAAGGCAGCCAAUGCCAUACUGAUAUGAUGCCCUGAACAUAGAAAACUAAAGCAGUUUUAAGAAAUGCUGCAAAAGGCUAUUGACUCAGCAAUAUCUCAUGAUGAAAACCCUUUAAGUGUUUUGCUGGAGUCCAGCGACAGUACAAAGCCAUACAAAGCCUGCUCUAGCCAUUAUAAUUAGCUAUAAUUAUAGCUAUACAGUAGCUAUACAGUGGGUCUGCUCUUGAUCAGAUACUCUUUGAGGUUUUUCCUGCCUGUGUGCAACUUGAUGGACACCCAGGUUUGCUUUAAAUUGCUGCCUUCGAUCCUAAUAGGAUCCAGAUUAAUACCAAUAAGCUGAGGUUGCGUCAUUCAAUGGAGUUCCAGUUGCUUUUAAAGAGGCCUCAUGUGAAAUCAACUGAACACCACUGCAGAUCCGAAGGAACAGAGCCAUAAUGUAGUAAAAUAAAAUCAUCCAAACUAAGUACUGUUAGAAUUCAAAUCUGGCUCACGAUCCUUCCUGUUUGGAUUAUUUUAUGGUCCAAGUUGGUAAUAGUUGCCAUGUUCUCUAGGGGCUUUUAUUUUCCAAAAGCGCAAGAAUAUUAAUCAUCAAUUGCAUUUUUGUGUUUUUGGAGAAUGACGAUGCAACUCGACUGGCAAGAAAUGAACUUGGCAAUCCAUCGUUGCCUUUAAUACAGAGCAGCUCUGAAGUUGGCUAGACGUAAGUAAUCUCUACAUCGAUGAGGUGAUGAGAAGUGUCUGCAGAAGUGUGACCAGGGAAGUCUAAUUAUUGUAGCGAUGCCUCGUCGAGGACUUCUGGUGCAGGCGUGGACACGGGGGCUGCUGCUAGGCUUGGCUCUGUUUUUUUGUCUGAUUUCCCUUUUGUACUUGCUGGAGUGUACGCCUCGGCCAGACAAUGGCUCACCCCUUCUCGGAGUCCCAGGGAAGCCUUAUGGCAAAGAGUACUAUCAGGCUCUCCUGCAGGAACAGGAGGAGCACUAUCUGACUCGUGCUGCAAGUCUCAAGCAGCAGAUCACACAGCUGAAGCAGGAACUUCAAGAAAUGAGUGAGAAAUUGAAAUCUGUGCAGGAGAAAAAGGGGCCAGCUCUGAAUGGUGGAGCACCCCAGAACAGCAAAGAAAAUGCCCCGAAUGAUCUUCUUGAGUUCUUGCACUCACAGAUUGAUAAGGCGGAGGUUUCCACUGGUGCUAGGCUAUCCAGCGAGUACGCCGUCGUGCCCUUUGAAAGCUUCACUCUGACGAAGGUGUACCAGCUCGAGAUGGGUUUGACCCGGCAUCCUGAAGAGAAACCGGUGAGGAAAGAUCGAAGGGAUGACUUGGCAGAAGCCAUUGAGGCUGGACUGGAGGUACUGAAUAAUCCUGAUGAAGAAGAGGAUGGUGAACGAAUACAGAAACACACCUACACUGAGAAUGACUUCAUUGAAGGUUACUAUCGUACGGAGAGAGACAAAGGGACCCUGUAUGAGCUGUUCUACAAAAAGGAAUUCCUGGAAGAAUUCCAGCAUGUGACGCUCUUCCGGCCAUUCGGACCCCUCAUGAAAGUCAAGAGUGAAGUAAUUGAUACUUUGAACCAAAUCAUUAAUAUCAUUGUCCCCUUAUCUGGCAGGACAGAAGCCUUCUCUCAGUUCAUGCACAAUUUCAGGGAGGUGUGCAUAUUCCAGGACAAGUUUGUGCACCUCACAAUUGUCUAUUUUGGGCAGGAAGGAUUGGAUGAAGUGAAGAGGAUCCUGGAGACCAUUGCCAGUGAAACCAAUUUUCAAAACUACAGCCUGGUUCCAUUGGUUGAAGAGUUUUCUCGUGGGCAUGGCCUGGAUAUGGGUGCCCGGACUUGGGAUAAGGGCGAGGUGUUGAUGUUUUUCUGUGAUGUCGAUAUCUAUAUCUCUCCUGAGUUCCUCAAUAGUUGCCGGGUAAACACAGAGCCUGGUAAAAAAGUGUUCUAUCCAGUUGUGUUCAGCUUAUACAAUCCUGCUAUCGUCUAUGCCUACCUAGAUGGUUCACCGUCCAUUGAACAACAACUGGUACAUAAAAAAGAUUCUGGGUUCUGGCGAGAUUUUGGAUUUGGAAUGACCUGUCAAUAUCGCUCAGAUUUCCUUAGCAUUGGCGGCUUUGACUUAGAUGUGAAAGGUUGGGGUGGUGAGGAUGUCCAUCUCUAUCGCAAGUACCUGCACAGUGACCUGAUUGUGGUGCGGACACCAAUAUCAAGCCUUUUCCACCUCUGGCACGAGAAACAUUGUGCGGAUGAGCUGACACCAGAGCAGUAUCGAAUGUGCAUUCAGUCAAAAGCCAUGAACGAGGCUUCGCAGGCUCAUCUUGGAAUGCUGGUUUUCCGGGAGGAGAUUGAGGCCCAUCUCCGGAAGCAAGCCUACAGAACUGACGGUGAAACUCCUGAUUGAGCUGGAGAACGCUUUACGCCUGUUUUUCUAAAUGCUUGCAGUUUCCACCAGACUCGUAUCAAACUGUGGGGACCACAGCAGGCUAAAUGGAUGUUUUACAGUGUGCUGUUGCUGUUCUUGUUUACUGUCUCUAGUUACACAGCAAGUUUACAUAUUUACAUCUCAUCAGGGCUGCAUUUUAAAGCAUACUGUUUACACUCACAGUUAAAGGCCUAUAUCACAGCUUCCAAGUACCACAAGUAUUUCUAUGUUCACAAGAAAUAGCCGCUUAGCCUCUACCCUGGGCCAGCUUUUCUUCACUUCCCCCUCCCCCUUUUCAGUCACUGCUGGUCCAGGUCUGUGCUCUCUCAGUAGCUGUGAGCACCAGUUCAAGAUUGUGCAUACAUAGCACAGAAAGGUGGUGCCUUUUAGUUUAAAUAAUAAUCCUUGUAAUUGAUAUAGCGCCUAUCAGGUCAUAACAUCUAGGAGCGCUUCACAGUUUUCUGCAAAGUGUAAGGACUAGUUUUGUUUAGGCAAGCAAAUGCGAUAGCCAAAUUACACACAGCACUAUCCCACAAAAAGUUACAAAGAAAAUACAUUU
This is a messenger RNA of Callorhinchus milii (elephant shark), 3095 nucleotides long. It is a transcript of the gene csgalnact2, whose product is annotated as chondroitin sulfate N-acetylgalactosaminyltransferase 2. Gene Ontology annotation, molecular function: glucuronosyl-N-acetylgalactosaminyl-proteoglycan 4-beta-N-acetylgalactosaminyltransferase activity. Gene Ontology annotation, cellular component: Golgi cisterna membrane. NCBI's taxonomy places the organism in Eukaryota, Metazoa, Chordata, Chondrichthyes, Chimaeriformes, Callorhinchidae. Bases 902 to 2515 code for a protein of 537 amino acids. The transcript has 8 exons. The record is from RefSeq and is a predicted model, not a curated record.